UUUCUAUGCUAACAUUCUUCAAUCAUGAGCUCUCAAUGGGAGGCUUUCCAUACCAUUGGGUAGGUUGUAUCAAGGACUAUGCCAUUACCAAGAUAUGGUGGGGUUUUUCGAGAAACCUCGUCGACAAUGCCUUGGGAAGCUGAGUCGGUCCCUCGAAUCCAACAACAACAAGCGCAAAGGUGGUCCCAAGAAAGUAAAAUAUCAGGAACUUGAUGCUUUAUUUUAUAGAUUUUACAGUCUUUGGUUGGAUGUAUAGUAUAAUAUUUUAAACCAUGAAAACAUUCAAUAGCAGAAAAUUUUAAAAGAGAGUGCUGCAAAUGCCAGCAUUCGACUAAUUUAUGCAGAAUCAAAGCUAGCCCCCGGUGGUACAUGGAACUGAUUUUGCACUGUUGAAAACUUUUCCAAUAAAGGCAGAAUAAUGCACUGGUGGUGGGGAUGGUUGGGAAUCGGUGACAACGGGCAGCGUCACCGAAGCGUGUCGUGGACAAGUUCGCGCUAAAUCGUGGCUGGGGCUGCAGGUGAUUUAGAUGCGUCGUUAAAAUGUCAACCAAAUGCAGAUGAUUACGGGUGGCAGGGCACGCCCAGAUGGACCCCAUAUGGAGAAGAUACCACUCGGUAGUUUCAGUUGUAGUUUGCCGAUCGGCAUGGAGUUCUGAAAGCGGAGGGAGUGCAUUCGCCUUCUUGCGGUUGAGUGACUCGAAUGGAAUGGCCAACAAAGAGCGGGCCAGAGGUAGAGGCUAGAGGCCGAACAAAGCGGGCUUUGAAGUUCAGUUUACCAUGUCGCCGCAUCAUUGUGAGGCUCUAAUGCCCUACCUAUCGAUAGCGUUUUGGAGCGAUUAAGGCCCCGGACAGUUGGGAGUAGUUCAUCUUUGCCAGCCGACGGCAACGGUUGAGUCUUUGCGCCGUCCACAAAAUGGCACUGGAUAAGUUCAUUCUGCUAUGCUGCUGCAUCCAUUUUGCUGUGUGCGCGGACAGCUUCGAGAUGCCUAACAGGAACACGGACCUGGAUCUGGACCUCGACCUGGAGGCCGAGGAUAGCAUGGUGGACACCGCGCGUUCCUUGGAACCGGGACAGCCCAAGCAGAUAAAGAUACUGCAGCAUUCGGCGGGAUACACAGACUAUGAAUACUAUCAAAGGCCCAGGCCAGGGGUCGUCAAUGAUCACUACGGGAACGGGAACGGGAAUGGGAAUGACAACGAUCUCAGCGCAUCCUCGGCCAUGAAGAGAUUGCAUGAAGAGACCAAUCGGAGACCAGUCAGUGGCGCCGUGCCCCACAAGCCACUGCCUUGGUACGGCGAGUAUUCCGGCAAGCCCAGCGCCGCCAGCGUGCCCAUGUACCCCUCCAGAUCCUACGAUCCUUAUAUUCGGCGCUACGACAGGUUCGAUGAGCAGUACCAUCGCGCCUAUCCGCAGUACUUCGAGGACAUGUACAUGCAUCGGCAGCGCUUCGAUCCGUACGACAGCUACAGUCCCCGGGUGCCACACUACCCCGAGCCGUAUGUAAUGUACCCCGACCGCUAUCUGGACACACCCAGUGCCAGGGACUACAUCAAGUCGCGACGCGGCUACAUCGAUGAUCCCGUCCCGCUGCCCGACUCCUACAAUUCAAAGUACGGCCCUUCCCCGAAGCUAUCCGACCUGACGCUGCCCAUGCGUAACCAGCGGGUGGUGUACUACGCCCAUCUACCAGAAAUCGUACGGACCCCGUACGACAGUACGCGACCGGAGGAGCGCAACUCGGCGGCCAUGACCAUGCCGGCUGCCGCACCGUACAAGCUGAAUAAAAAGAAAAUCAAAAGCAAUCUGCGACCUCUAGGCAAUAAUUCUACCGGCUAUAAAAUGACAUUAUAGAAGCGAAAUCCAAAUCUAAGACUUUUGUUCUUCUGUUUACUUCAAAAAGCACUUGAAUCGGCGGCAAUAGAGACUAAGACAUCAUAAGGAUCGGAUCUAUAGUCCCCCCCCCAUCUAAUGCUAUCUAUUUCCUGCAUGACCAUUCCACAUACAUUUAUUUAACAUUAGGACAUCUUUUUUUUGGUUUUUUGAAAAUAUAAUUAAUGAAUGAAGCUUG
This is a messenger RNA of Drosophila miranda, 2069 nucleotides long. RefSeq lists its product as uncharacterized. The transcript is spliced from 2 exons. The record is from RefSeq and is a predicted model, not a curated record. Bases 914 to 1852 code for a protein of 312 amino acids. NCBI's taxonomy places the organism in Eukaryota, Metazoa, Arthropoda, Insecta, Diptera, Drosophilidae.